AUGGCAUCAAACACCACUUUCCUCUUCGCUACCGUCGUACUUAUCCUCCUCCUACAAAACACCACCGUCUCAGGCAGGGAUCUCCCGGCGGCAGAGUCAACCAACAUAGCGGCGAGACUCGAGGGCGGAGGAAUAAUGGAGUGUUGGAACGCAUUGUACGAGCUUAAAUCAUGCACUAACGAGAUCGUUCUCUUCUUCCUCAAUGGUGAAACCAAACUCGGUGUUAGUUGUUGCGAAGCCGUCGACGUCAUCACCAACAGCUGUUGGCCUGCGAUGCUCACUUCUCUCGGCUUUACAUCGGAAGAAACUAAUGUCCUCCGUGGCUUUUGCCAGAAUCCUAACUCUAGCGGCUCUUCUCCAGCUGCUUCUCCCAACAAAGCUUGA
Eruca vesicaria subsp. sativa (arugula) is the source of this 384-nucleotide messenger RNA. Lineage: Eukaryota; Viridiplantae; Streptophyta; Magnoliopsida; Brassicales; Brassicaceae. The record is from the annotation of a GenBank genome assembly.